UACAACUCCCGUCAUGCCCCACCGACGACGGCCAGGUCCCUCACAGGAAACCGGCCCCUAGCCCGGCGCCCCUAACCUCUGCUCACCUCCCACCCCUCUUUAAUAGUUGCCCAGCGAGCCUCUUGCCUUUUCCCCAGGAGCUUUACCGCCCCAGGUGCCAGAGCAAGGCUGGAACUCCCAAAGAGGCGUGGCUUCGAGACCGGAAGAAGCUUUUGUUGCCAAGGAAACGUCGCAGCCCAGGCGUGGAUGCUCGGCCUGAGCUGAUUUGUCAUAUUUGAGUCACAUUAUGGGAUUGCUAGACAGACUCUCAGGCUUGCUUGGCCUGAAGAAGAAGGAGGUUCAUGUUUUGUGCCUUGGUCUAGAUAAUAGUGGCAAAACAACAAUCAUCAACAAACUUAAACCUUCAAAUGCUCAAUCUCAAGAUAUAGUUCCAACAAUAGGAUUCAACAUAGAGAAAUUCAAAUCAUCCAGUUUAUCUUUUACAGUGUUUGACAUGUCAGGUCAAGGAAGGUACAGAAAUCUCUGGGAACACUAUUAUAAAGAAGGACAAGCCAUUAUUUUUGUCAUUGAUAGUAGUGAUAAACUAAGAAUGGUUGUGGCCAAAGAAGAACUAGAUACUCUCCUGAAUCAUCCAGAUAUUAAACAUCGUCGAAUUCCAAUCUUAUUCUUUGCAAACAAAAUGGAUCUUAGAGAUGCAGUGACAUCUGUAAAAGUGUCUCAGUUGCUGUGUUUAGAGAACAUAAAAGAUAAACCAUGGCAUAUUUGUGCUAGUGAUGCCAUAAAAGGAGAAGGAUUGCAAGAAGGUGUAGACUGGCUUCAAGAUCAGAUCCAGGCUGUGAAGACGUGAAACAAUAGUAUUUGGAAACCUCAAAAAUUCUGACUUCAAGGAAUAUUAUAAGGCUAACUGAAUACUUUAAUUUUUUUUUAAUGUGUGUGCAUCCAAGAAUAUUUUGUAAUGUUCUGCUUGCAUUUAUGGACUCUGAAUGAGCUUUGUAAGAACAUAGAACUUCAGGUAUGCUAAUGUGACCAUUAAUUAUAUGGAAACUAAAUCUUCUCUCAAAAGGACUAUUGAAUUACCAACUUCUUGUUAAAGAUGUAUAUUUUAUUAUAAUUAGGAUGUUUAAGAGUCAGAGUUAUAAGCCAUCUCAAUAUUUCAUCAUGAUUUAUGAUAUAGUACAUUUUAUCUUUGAAUUUUCUUCAGAAUUGUGCAUACGAAAAAGAUUUUAAAUAUUUAUAAGGGACUUGGUAAUUAAUAUAU
This is a messenger RNA of Lepus europaeus (European hare), 1258 nucleotides long. RefSeq names its product ADP ribosylation factor like GTPase 6 (gene ARL6). The record is from RefSeq and is a predicted model, not a curated record. Gene Ontology annotation, molecular function: GTP binding; GTPase activity. The transcript has 8 exons. Gene Ontology annotation, biological process: vesicle-mediated transport; cilium assembly; intracellular protein transport. Lineage: Eukaryota; Metazoa; Chordata; Mammalia; Lagomorpha; Leporidae. Gene Ontology annotation, cellular component: axoneme; cytoplasm. The coding region runs from base 287 to 847 and encodes 186 amino acids.